AUGGACCUCCGAUUGCGGCUAGAGCAUUGUCACGCACCAGAGUCUACGCCAUUCAACAAGUAUCCAGCUAAACAGCAUGCCCAGCGCGUUGCAGAGAAACUGGGAGUCGAAGAGGGGCUCAUAUAUCUCCCGGGAACCCCUACCAGACUCCUCGAAGACUCUGACAUGCCCAUACCCUUCCACCAACGACGCUAUUUCUACUACAUCACUGGCGUGAACGAAAUUGAUUGCCACGUAACCUACGAUAUUGGUGCCGAUAUCUUGAACUUAUAUAUCCCGAAACACGACCUUCAUGACACAAUAUACAACGGGCCGGGACUGUCCAUACCCAGCGCAUAUACUAAAUAUGAUGUCGAUGUUGUGGAAUUGAAUACUUGUGUCGCGGCGCAUGUUGAGGCUUGGGCUAGAAGAAACGACGCACCAAUAUUCGUACUUCACCAGCAACAGCAGCCCGAAACUAAGCUUGAUCAGACGAGGUUCAACACGGACUCUCUUCAGAAUGCCAUGAACCAAGCACGAGUGAUCAAAGAUCACCAUGAAAUCGAACUCAUACGGAAGGCAAACGAGAUCUCGGCAGAGGCGCACAGAAACGUGCUGCGCAAGAUCAAAACGUUCACUACGGAAUCAGAAGUAGCAGGUAUAUUUAUGGAUACGUGUAUCUCGAACGGUGCGCCUAAUCAAGCCUACGAUAUAAUCGCUGCUGCGGGCGAGAAUGCAAGCACACUUCAUUAUGCGAGGAACAAUGACUCACUGGCAGAUAAACAGCUCAUGUGUCUGGACGCUGGGUGUGAGUACGAUCUAUACGCCAGCGACGUCACUCGUUCGUUCCCAUUGUCAGGCUCGUGGACAAAGGAGGCGAAAGACAUAUACGAACUCGUACAAGCAAUGCAGGAUGCGUGUGUGCAAAGAAUGGGUGCUGGUGUCAGAUAUAUCGAUCUGCAUAUACUCGCACACAAAGUCGCUAUCCGCGGACUUCUUGAUCUUGGCAUCUUGCAUAACGGGACCGUGGCAGAAAUUUAUGAGGCUGGGACGUCACUCGCAUUCUAUCCCCACGGGCUGGGACACCACAUAGGACUAGACGUACACGAUGUGCUAUACAGGGACCUCUUGCGUCCCCUUAAAGCUGUUUCAGCAGAGUCUGGUACAUCAAGAUCUGUCUGGCAGGUUAUGGAUAUCGAGUCGAUGGUUGAAAACGCUGCUAGCCCGUACGGGACAACACUGGAGGAAAACAUGGUGUUGACAGUCGAGCCUGGAAUCUACUUUAAUCGUCUCGCUCUGGAGUCUGUAUAUUUGCCCUCUCCAGUCCACGCAAAAUUCAUUAACCCAGCUAUACUUAAGCGCUAUCUCCCAGUCGGUGGUGUGAGGAUCGAGGAUAAUUAUCUGAUAACAUCCAAAGGAAAUGAGAAUCUGACUACCGCUCCCAAGGGGAACGAAGCACUGCGUAUCAUAAACGGUGAUGACACCGACUCUCACACGCCAGCACCGCUCUAUUGCCCAAUCCGAGGUCGACAUGAUAUGCAAACCUAUGUUGAUACAACCGAAAUUAGGCGGACUACUAAACGUCGUUUGGCCAGUCUGCAAUAUGCUGAGCAGCUCCGCAGAGUGAAUGAACUGCAUGCACAAAGUGUGCUUCAGGAGAGAGGACGAAACGAGACGAUCGCACUUCCACCAAACGUUACGUCAUCAACUGUGAGCUCAGCAAGGUCCCAUCCAGAAGCAUUAAACACUCGUUCUAGUAAGCACGCUGUAACAGGGAUGACAACAGACACUUUGAAAAAGGAUAAUUUGCAUUGGCUACUCGAUGGGAACGAGACCGAGACUUUAGGAACUCGUUUUAGUGAGACGGCUGCAAAAAGGAUGACAGCAGACACUCUCCACUGGCUACUUGAUGGGAGUGAGACCGAGAGUAUGCUGGCUGCUAUAGAAGAGACAGAAACCAAUCAUCAAGAGUGCACAGGAUCACCACAGGGUACAAGGGAGUCGUGGGAGAUGUCAGAGACUUCAACACCGCUAAUACUUGUCGAUGAGACCUCGAGUCCUUCUUUGCAAUCGCCUACAUCUUCGCCCUGUCACAAGGGAGUGAGGGAAUCUGAGUGGCAUCAUGGUGCAACACCGCUCGAAACCACUGGCGGACCAACCGUUCCACAGAAGGUGCCCGAAAUUCCCGCUAAACCGAUGCCCUACCGCAACAGCGUUGCCUCUUUGCGAUCAGCUUAUGUUGCUCCUGAGAUGGAACAGUCUGAUAGACGGCCAUCGAUAGAUCUGAUUCAACACAGUGUCAAUUCGUCCGUGGUUCCAAAUCGGUCAAAUACCACUGGUUGCCUCCCUGACAGGCAAGUUUGCCAUGCAGCCGAUCCUCACCCAUUUCAGGAUUACAACACACGUCGCAAGAAAAUGGUCGACGCUUCCCCCGUAAGACACAUGGCUGCACAUCGACAACGCCAGAGCUUUGGCCACAAUACUGGGUACUCAGACAUACCUCCGCAGCUUCCGAAUAUCCGCACAAAAGGCCCUUUGAGGAAUCGCCAGUCUAUGCCACUGCUCCCCUGUCCGGCUGAGACGUCUGAGCCCCAAAAGCCGCCUGGAAAUCCAUUCCAUGCUCCAGUACCAGUGCAGUCGCAAUUGCCUUGGAACACAAACCCGUUUCGAGACCCUAACAUGUAUUCUGCUAUCACUCAAUCGUCGGAGCUAUAUUCACCUCCAAGUUCAUAUAGAACCCGCAUGCAGCUCAAAGGAUAUACACAUCCAACACACCAGGACUCGCAGCGCCUACAUGUUCUGGAGGAGUCUGAACAAAGCCAGUAUCUCAAACCGUGGUGGCUAGUACAAGCAGAAGGUGAAUUACGCCGGAAGCAUCCCAUGGCAGACUUCAGACUUCGGCUGUGUCCAGUCAGAGGUUGGCAGGUGACAUGUUCGCAGUGCAGCUUGCAGAGUUCUAUGCCCUCUGCGAUCGCAGUCGGUCCUGGACUCACCCUAGAUGAGUUUGAGCAGCACUUGUGGAGUAUUGAUCAUGCUCCUAGUGGAUACGUAAAAUUGGAGCACUCUGGACCUACUCAUAUCUAUUGA
Messenger RNA from Pseudovirgaria hyperparasitica, 3066 nucleotides. RefSeq names its product Creatinase/aminopeptidase. The transcript has 3 exons. Bases 1 to 3066 code for a protein of 1021 amino acids. The record is from RefSeq and is a predicted model, not a curated record. NCBI's taxonomy places the organism in Eukaryota, Fungi, Ascomycota, Dothideomycetes, Acrospermales, Acrospermaceae. Gene Ontology annotation, molecular function: manganese ion binding; metalloaminopeptidase activity.